Messenger RNA from Hyla sarda, 2084 nucleotides. RefSeq names its product zinc finger protein OZF-like. Gene Ontology annotation, molecular function: RNA polymerase II cis-regulatory region sequence-specific DNA binding; DNA-binding transcription factor activity, RNA polymerase II-specific. The record is from RefSeq and is a predicted model, not a curated record. Gene Ontology annotation, biological process: regulation of transcription by RNA polymerase II. The coding region runs from base 181 to 1716 and encodes 511 amino acids. NCBI's taxonomy places the organism in Eukaryota, Metazoa, Chordata, Amphibia, Anura, Hylidae. The transcript has 5 exons.
GUCACUGCUGUUGUGUUGUGUGUGGAGAUCUCUCAGAAAAGCAGCCCCUGAUCAUGUGACUCCUCCUCCUCCAUGUGACUGAUCACAUGACGGUGACAUCAUCGCAGGUCCUGUAAGCACAAGGCUCCUCUACAGAUACAGGUUUCUAUAAGGUGUCAGGACGUGGCGGUCUAUUUCUCCAUGGAGGAGUGGGAGUAUGUAGAAGGACACAAGGAUCAGUACAAGGAUCAGGUGAUGAUGGAGGAUCAGCAGCCCCUCACAUCACCAGUCAGAUCCAGUAAGAGAACAGCACCAGAGAGGUGUCCCCGUCCUCUUCUCCCACAGGAUGAUCAGGGUGAAGAUCCGAACAAUAUUAAUGCUCCAGAGACAGAUGUGAGCGGUGAUGAGCAGUAUAAGGAGGACAUUACUACAGGGAAAGAUCUGAUCUAUAGUAAUACUACAGACUUAGGGGAAGAAGAAGAGACAGAUGUGAGCAGUGAUGAGCAGUAUAAGGAGAACAUUCCUACAGAGAAAGAUCUGAUCUAUAGUAAUACUACAGACUUAAGGGAAGAGACAGAUGCAAGUGGUGAUGAGCAGUAUAAGGAGGACAUUCCUUCAGGUAACCACCCAGAUUCUUGUAGCAGGAGAUCAGAGGAGAAUCUUAUAUCUUCAGAUUAUAAAGCAGAUGAUGAUAUCACACAAGAUACAUAUGAAGAACAUUCCAUUAUCCCAGAUACACCCUCAGCCCUUCACAGCCAAGAUCUGUCAUCUCAUCCUUAUAUACAGGUCCUGUCUUCUCAGUCAUCACAGGAUGUUAAGGAAAAAGAGGGUCAUAGAAGGGGUGUUGGACAUCAACGAGCUCAUACAGGAAAGAAACCAUAUUCAUGCUCAGAAUGUGGGAAAUGUUCUAUUAAGAAAUCAGUUGUUAUUAAACAUAAAAGAACUCACACAGGGGAGAAGCCAUUUUCAUGUUUACAGUGUGGAAAAUGUUUUACUGAAAAAUCAAAUCUUGUUAAACAUCAGAGAACUCACACAGGGGAGAAGCCUUUUUCAUGUUCACAAUGUGGAAAAUGUUUUACUGAAAAAUCAAAUCUUGUUCAACAUCAAAGAACUCACACAGGAGAGAAGCCAUUUUCAUGUUCACAAUGUGGGAAAUGUUUUACUGAAAAAUCAAAUCUUGUUAAACAUCAAAGAACUCACACAGGAGAGAAGCCAUUUUCAUGCUCAGAAUGUGGGAAACGUUUUACUUGCAAAUCAGAUGUUACUCGACAUCAAAGAACUCACACAGGGGAGAAACCAUUUUCAUGUUCAGAAUGUGGGAAAUGUUUUACUGAUAAAUCAAAUCUUGUUCAACAUAAAAGGACUCACACAGGGGAGAAGCCAUUUUCAUGCUCAAUAUGUGGGAAACGUUUUACUUGCAAAUCAGAUGUUACUCGACAUAAAAUAACUCACACAGGGGAGAAACCAUUUUCAUGUUCAGAAUGUGGGAAAUGUUUUACUGAUAAAUCAAGUCUUCUUAAACAUCAGAAAACUCACACAGGAGAGAAGCCAUGUUCAUGUUCAGAAUGUGGGAAAUGUUUUACUCGCAAUUCAAGUCUUACUAAGCAUAAAAGAACUCACACAGGGGAGACGCCAUAUUCAUGUUCAGAAUGUGGGAAAUGCUUUACUCAUUAUACAAGUCUUUAUAGGCAUAAAAGAACUCACACAGGAGAGAAGCCAAUUCAGAACAAUAAAUGAUGCAGAUAACACAUCUAUAUAUUAUCCAUGUACAUAGGAUAUCUGACAUUUAUACAUAUAUCAUAUACUGCAUCUCCAAACUUGUUCCCAAUCGUUCUUUUUAGAAGACCCAACAGGCAUAAUCCAUGGGGAGCUGCUACUGGAGACCCAAACACCUCACAGAGAAGGGACUUAUUCCAGUGAUGAAGAAUUUCAGGACGGUCCGGGCUUCACCUGCUGAGACCCUUUUAGAAAGGUUGUGUUAUCCCCGAUCCUAGCUGAUCAUGUGGCGUCCGAUCACUGGACACCUCAGUCUGUGCUCGGCUGUUUCUGCAGCUCCCAUAGUGAAUGUACCUCCUCCCUACCUGGGGACACUGGGGUCCCUGUUA